Messenger RNA from Patella vulgata (common limpet), 5101 nucleotides. RefSeq names its product RRP12-like protein. The transcript has 34 exons. The record is from RefSeq and is a predicted model, not a curated record. Bases 96 to 3998 code for a protein of 1300 amino acids. Lineage: Eukaryota; Metazoa; Mollusca; Gastropoda; Patellidae.
CCGACCAUGCGGUUUUGUUAUUGUUUUGUGUUGUAUUUCGAUUAAUUUUCUCAAUACAUGCACUGAAUUAAGUGACACCACUUUUACAACAAAGAAUGGGUGCGAGGGGUAAAAAAUUCACACCUAAAGGAAAAACUAAUACAUCAAAUAUUGGAAAAUGGAAAAAAGGACAGAGUUCAAGCAGCAAUCCCGUUUCAAAAAAGUUUAGAGAAGCAGCUAAAAAUAGACUUUUUCAAAAGAACACAGGUCCAAGCAAUCUGACCGUUGCAGCACUUGCUAAACAUAAUGAAGGGGAAACAGAAAUCGAUGGAAUGUCAGUUGUAUCUACUGAAGAUGCCAAGAGUACAACAGCAAAAACAUUUAGUACAUGGGCAACAAAUUGGACUGAUUGCACCAAUGCCACGUUUAGUAGAGUACACCGAUAUUGGGCUUCGAAUUCAGCAAUGCAUAAAGAGAUUCUGGCUGUAUUAGCUGCUGUAACUGAAGUUAUAAAACAACAAGGUGGUAGUGAAACAGAAACAGAAUAUUUUGCUGCCUUGAUGACUGCAUUAGAAACGGCAGAUUCUAAAGACUCUCUAGCAGCUAUAUCUUAUUUAUUGAACCUUGCUAUAAAAAAAGUUCCAGCAGCUGUUUUAAAAAGUAGAUUUUCACAAGUAUCUAAACAAUUAUUAGACUAUUUAGCUAAAUACGCUGAUGGGACAUCUACAUCUCUGACUAAAUCUCUAUUACUUUGUUUAGCAGCUGUUCUAAGAGUUCAGGAUCAAGGAGUGUGGAACCAUACAUCAACACAUCAAAUAUAUAACAGUAUAUUAACAUUUAUUACACAUAAAAAACCAAGGAUACGGAAGACAGCCCAUCAGUGUAUACAGAUUAUUUUAAAAGGUAGUUUGUUUAUGACUAGUGAUGAUCCACCACCAGUUCACCCUGCUGCUAGUUUAACAGCUAAAUAUUGUAAUCAUGAAAUAGAACAGUGUGCAGGAUCAAGUGAAGCUAUUAAUACUCUAUAUACAUUGGGUUUAUUGAGAGAAGUUCUUGGUACCUUUUCUCAGAAUAGUUUAAAAUCUACAUGUGAAAACAUACUCAGAGUUAUGACUAUUAGUAAUCCGUUAGUGAAAGCCAGUGGUAUGCAAGCCUUACAUGGUAUGUUUUCUUCAAAACCAAAAGCUAGUAAUUUACCUGCAGAGUUAAAUGCACAGAUUAUAACAGCGCUGUAUGAUUAUCAGCCGUCAGAACAUGAUAGUCAACCAAUGAGAGCAUGGUUAGCUGUUAUGGAAAAAGCUCAUGUCAACCUAGCCAGAAUUGAUGAGAAGUUAGGUAUAAGUCAUUUACCAAAAUUAUUUUCAGUUGGUAUGACAUGUUUGUUAUCCAAUAAACCAGAAGUAGCUUCAUCAGCAUCCAAAACAUUAAUGACAUUAUUAUCUGAAUGUGUAGCACCAACAGUUGAUUAUCUUCAAGUUCUAGUCACAUCAGCUCCAACAGGCUCAAUGACUCCAAUACAUAAAAUAGUUAAAGCUUGUGAAAGUGGAUUAAGUUAUCAAUUUCAUUCAACAUGGAAACAAGUAUUCCAACUUCUAGCUUUAUUAUUUGAGGUGAUAGGUAAACAACUACCUGAACUUAUAGAAAAGAUGUUAGUCACAUUAGUUGAUUUAAGAGAAUCAUCCAAUUUUUCCUAUAAAGCUGAUGUAGAUCAUAUUAUUGGAUCUGCUGUAAAAAGUAUGGGACCGAGAUUAGUGUUGAAAAAUAUACCAUUAAAUAUCACAGGAGAGGAUGAUGAUACUAAUUUUCCUAGAAGUUGGUUACUACCAAUUUUAAGUCACAAUAUACAGCAUACAGAGCUAGCUUUCUUCUCAUCAUAUUUCCUGCCAUUAUCAGCUAAAUUCAGACAGAUCUGUGUUGAUUUGCGUGCAGAAAAACGAUUUGCUUUAGCAACAGCUUAUGAAGCUUUACAGAAACAAAUCUGGGGAUUAUUACAAGGUUUCUGUACUCAUCCUUCAGAUCUAACUACAUCAUUUAAAUCAGUAGCCAAGAUCAUGGGAACAGCUAUCUCUGAAAGACAAGAUCUGAAAAUGGAAGUAAUGGCUGCUCUUAGAAAACUCAUCAAUCAAAAUCUUGAAAAUGAAGCCAAUAAAGCUGAAUUAGCACGAUUUGCUAAAAACUUUCUACCAAUAUUAUUUAAUUUAUUUACUACUGAUCCAAAGAAAGAGAAAGAAGGUUGUCGAUUGGCUGCGUUAACCACUAUUAAAGCGUAUCUUCAAAUUACAGAUCUACAGCUUGCUGAAUCAUUUUUUGAUACAUGUGUUGCUAAGAUUAAUGAUGCUGACAUUACCCCUGCUAGAAGAAUAGCGUUGACUGAUUUGACUGGAGCAAUAUUACCUCAUAUUAAAGAAGACAGGUUACAAAUUAUAUUUGACAUAGCUAAACCAAACUUAAAGUCAACAGAUAACGCAUUACAGAAGAAAUCCUACAGAAUCCUAGAAGAGAUAUGUUCUAUGAAAUCAGAAGCUAGUAAAACAUUUGUACAAGAUAAUUUACCUAAAAUACAGAAAAUGUUGAUAGGAGCUUUAUCUAAAUCUAGUUCUUCUUCUAAAACACCCAGAUUAAGAUGUUUGAUUCAUAUAUUUCAAAAUCUAGAAAAAAAACAGAUGCACUUUGUUAUGACAGUUUUACCAGAGGCUAUAUUAUGUACUAAAGAAGUAGGUGGUAGAGCUAGAUCAGCAGCCUAUAGUUUAUUAAUUACUAUAGGUGAUGCCAUGAUUAGAUGGAGGAAAGAUAAAUCAGAAGAAGAUGUGAUAUAUGAAUAUAUAAAGUUAAUAUUAGCUGGUUUAGCUGGUGGACAGGAUAUGGUCAGUAGUUCAUUGUUUGCUUUAACUAGAGUAUUCUAUCAAUAUAAAGAUAAGAUACCAUCAGAGUGUUUAGAUGCUCUAGUAGAUAAUGUAUGUUUAUUAUUACAAUCUAAGUCAAGAGAAAUAGUACAAUCAGCACUAGGUUUUAUUAAAGUUAUGUUAUCAGCUUAUAAAGAUACAACAUUAGCUGGUCAACUUAAAACACUGGUAGCUGGUCUUGUUUCCAUGAAAGAUGACUGUAAACAUCAUUUCCAUCUGAAAAAUAAACAAAUUUAUACAAAACUUAUCAAAAGAUUUGGAUAUGAGAUUAUUCAUAAACUAACACCAGAAAAUGUACAUAAAGUACUGGUCAAUAUCCGUAAAAGAUUAGAAAGAGAGAAGAGAAAUCAGUUAGCUAAUGAAAACGGUGACUCAGAUGCUGAAGAUGAUGACGAUGAUGAUGACAUGCCUACAAAAUCAAAACCCGAAACAAUUGAUGAAUUAUUGAGAGAUACAGAUUCUGAGUUAGAUGAUGAACCUGAGGAUAGAAAGAAGAAAGAAGUUUCUAAAAGAAAGAAAGGAAAGAAAGCAUUUAUUCAGGAGGAAGGAACAGAAAUUGUGGAUUUCCUGGAUCCCUCUGCUAAUAAAAAGAUUUUUUCAUCUAAACCCAAUAAACAACAAGAUAAUGGUAGUAGUAAGAGAAGAGAAGAAUUAUUUAAACGUGGUGGUGAUGGACGUUUAGUUAUAACAACAGAACAAGAUGAUACAGGAGAAAAAAUUGAGUCGGACAUGGAAGAUGAUUUAGAAGAUAUUAUGGCAUCUAUGGAUGGAAAACGAAAGAAAAUUAGAAAGCGUGUGUUUGAUGAACUGGAUUCUGAUGAUGAUGAUGGAUCUAUUGUAAAUAAAAAAUAUAAAGCUGGUGGUAAAGGUAUCCAUAGACAAUUAGAUAAAACUAAACAACACAAAGAUACAAAUCAAUAUGGAGCUGAAUAUAAAUCUAAGAAAGCUGGCGGUGAUGUAAAGAAAAAGGGUAAACCAGAUCCCUACGCUUACGUUCCAUUCGACUUUAAACGUCUAAAUAAAAGAAAACAAGCUAAAUUAAAGGGUCAGUUUAAAGGAUUUGUUAAAGGUGCAAAGAAAGGAGCGUUAAAGGGCAGUAAGAAAAGAAGACAGUAAUUGUUUGUUGAAGUCAUUGUAUAUUAAUGUAAAACAACAUAUUUAAAUGUCAAUUUGUCUUCACAAUUGAGGUUAAACUUCCAUUUGUUAAUGGACGGUGUUUUCCUUAUAAUAAAAAUAAUAGGGGUUAUUGUAAGUAGUUGUCAGUAAAGGGAGGUAACUCGUACCUGGACACCCGAAGGCCAUAUUAUCUCCCCUUAGACCACAUACCUUGUGGCCUGGUUGGAGAGUAACAGGAAAUAUUUUCUGCCACAACAAUGUAACUACAUUACCUGAAUAUAUUGAUCAAUCUGUCCAUUCAUUAUUUCUUUCAGAUGCAUUAGGACUAGAUUUUUGUGAGAAUGUUAGAUAAAUUUGAUGUAAAAAUUGGUUUUGAACGGUUGUUUCAUAUACAAAUAAGAUUUGUUAAUUUUUCCUUUCAUUAUUCUUUGGGAUUUUUAAAUUUGUAUUUCUACAUACCAUAAGAAUCAUAAAUUGAUUAAUUGUAUAGGUAUUUAGUGAUAUCAACUAAAAUAUCUCCUUGAACAUAUCAAGGAAACAUUGCUUCAACUAACUGUCUCAUAAGAUUGUUUAGAUAGUAGGAAAUAUAUUCUAAUGGCCUUAAAAAACAAUAUUAUCUACUAUAAAUGGAUAUCACUAAUGGCUGAACUGUUCUAAUUUGAAACUCCAACCACAUUUCACCAUAUGAAUAUAAUGUACACCCAAAGGAUGAUAAACACUCUGUGGAAUCAAUUUGAAUGUAAAUAAAUCAGGACACAGAAUGUGUAUAUUAUUCUGUACAUGUAUUUACAAAUAACCAAGAAGGAAGAAAAGUGAAUAUUCCAGCAAACCCCUUAUCAGAAAUUGGUUGUUUUUCUUGCUUGGUGAUGUUUAGAUACUAUAAUAUAACUAAAGCACAAGUUUAUACUUUCUCCACAUUAAGCAUGUUAAUAUAUUUGGAAUCAGGAAAGUACCAUAUUAAAUACACUAUAAUGUCUUGUGAUUUUUUUCUUUUGAGAUCAGAUUAUGGUGAAGUUAAACAUAAAUUAAAGAAGAAUAUUUGUUUUUGUACAGUGUAAAGUUGACUAUGGUUAAAUAUAUAUUAAAUCACCUUGAAUUAUUCA